Messenger RNA from Hydra vulgaris (swiftwater hydra), 954 nucleotides. Lineage: Eukaryota; Metazoa; Cnidaria; Hydrozoa; Anthoathecata; Hydridae. The record is from RefSeq and is a predicted model, not a curated record.
AUGCUUCACAAUGAGGUGAUUGUGGUAAUAGAUCGGAAAGAACAAUUAAACAUUGUUAAAGAAUUCCAUGAGGGUCUCGGUAAUUCUGAGAAAGCUGUUGCAUUAGCUAGCCACUUAGGAAUUAAUGCUGUGAGAAAGCAAAUUUUUUCAAGAUUUUUUUUGCAUACAAUUAGGGAGGAUAUCACCAAACAUGUAGCUCAAUGUGAACGAUGCCAAAAAACCUCUAACAGAAACCUAAAAGUGUCUCCUGCUUUAAAACCUGUUAAAGUAGAACAACAAGUGAUGAAACAAGUUGGUGUAGAUUCAAUUAAAUUACCUGAAUCAAACGGAUUCAAUUAUGUAACUGUCCUUAUAGAUAACACAAUUGUCCUUAUAGGACACAAUCAAAGUUGCGAAGGCAACUCUCAAGAACACAGCUUCAAUUAUUAUUAUCAUUAUUUUUCUAAGUGGACUGAAGCUGAACCUCUUAUUGAUAAAACAGCAGUAUCAGUAGCAGCCUUUCUUUAUAGAGUUAUUUGCAGGCAUGGUUGUUUUCGAAAACAAAUUAAUGACCAAGGUCGUAAAUUUUUAAAUUCAGUAUCCAUUGCACUACACGAUAUGACAGGCGUUCAGCAACGUGUAACCUCUGCUUACCAUCCACAAGCCAAUGACCUUGUGGAGAAUCAGAACCAGACAAUUAAGAAAGCAAUUGUUAAGGUCUUAACUGAAAAUGGUAAAAGUUGGGCCUCAGUUUUAGAUGGAAUCCUUUUUGUUUUACGUGUUAAAGUGCACGAUUCAAUGGGGUAUUCACCAUUUUGCCUUAUGUAUAACCGACAACCCUAUCUUCCAAUCGAUGUAAAGUACACGAAUGUACUCAAUGGGGAUAACUACAAUCCUGUAUAUGAUAAAGAAGUUUUACAAAAGGUUUUACAAAUGAAAAGAGGACUUGAAGCCACGGUCGUUCAGACUUACUAA